CCCUCACGACUGCGUCCGGUCCCUGGUCCAAGAGAAAGAGACAACUACGAGGAGGAUCUUGCCCGUAUGAUCGCUCAACUUGAACUUGCUGACCUCGAGAGAUUACAGACUGUAUAUGAUAACAAAGAGCGUCGAGGAGGACUCUCUGACCGUGAAGUUGCUUUCACAUUGUUGAUGCAGAAUGCUCGAGAGCUUGCGGAGUUCAAUUCUGAUCGGGCCUUUGCCCAGCGACUUGCUGUUGAACAA
Messenger RNA from Suillus paluster, 246 nucleotides. RefSeq lists its product as uncharacterized. NCBI's taxonomy places the organism in Eukaryota, Fungi, Basidiomycota, Agaricomycetes, Boletales, Suillaceae. The annotation marks the transcript as partial. The transcript has a single exon. The record is from RefSeq and is a predicted model, not a curated record.